Leucoraja erinaceus (little skate) is the source of this 2940-nucleotide messenger RNA. RefSeq names its product homeobox protein Meis2-like. Gene Ontology annotation, molecular function: DNA-binding transcription activator activity, RNA polymerase II-specific; RNA polymerase II cis-regulatory region sequence-specific DNA binding. Gene Ontology annotation, biological process: animal organ morphogenesis; positive regulation of transcription by RNA polymerase II; positive regulation of cell population proliferation. Lineage: Eukaryota; Metazoa; Chordata; Chondrichthyes; Rajiformes; Rajidae. The record is from RefSeq and is a predicted model, not a curated record.
CUCCCCACCCCUCCAGUGAGCUGUAGAUGUGCUAGUCCGCUGCGCAUUGUGUGAGACGCGACCUGCUAUGGCCACCACUGCUUCCGGGUUUCAGCAUUCGCUCCAAACCCACCCCUGGCUCCGCAGCGCUGGGACAGCGGCGCCGGGCCCUUUAAAGAGCCGCAAACUCCGGAGAGAGAGGGAGAGAGAGAGUGUGAGAGAGAGAGGGGGAGAGAGAGCCGGUUCAUCGAGGGCGCUCGCAGUCACAGCCAGAGCCGCGGUCGCCGCCACAACCGGAGCAGCCUCUCACACACACGCACACACACACACACACACCAGGCGGUGAGGAGAGCCGGGUCCCGCCGAAGAGACCCCCUCUCUGCGACCACCACCCCUCCCCACAAGUGCCCGGCCCAUCACCACACACCCACCACCUUGUCAACGUCGCCCUGAUUGACAGCGAGAGGGGCAACAAAAUACAAGCCAUGGGACUCCGCAGAUGUGUCUGAGUUACUCCAGCAUUUCGUAACCAUCUUCGCCUUAAAGCAGCAUCUGCAGUUCCUUCUCAACGCAAGACACAUCUGCCGUUUGAGGGGCGUUUUUCGCUGGUUUUUGGGGUUCGAGUCGCCGUGGUACAAGCACCAAGAUCCAUCGACACCCGCCGAAUAUAUAUAGAUAUAAUAUAUCUAUAUAUAUAUACAAACUGAUCACAAAUAUCUGCGCUUCUGAGUUGAAGAUUUGAAGUGGACGAUCCUAGCCGCUUGCCCGCCGGCCUGCCAAGACCUUUGCUCCGAUAUUUGGAGGGUUUUAAUUUAGAUUUUUUUUAAAUAUAUAUAUAUACAUCUAUAUAUCGACCACACAUAGUUCAGCUGAGUUGAGCCGCAGAGAACGAGAGAGAGAGAGAGAGAGACAGAUAGGGAGGUUGGACGCGGCCCGAUGGCGCAGAGGUACGAUGAGAUCUCGCACUACGGCGGCAUGGAUGGAGUGGGUAUUCCGACCACAAUGUACGGUGACCCUCACGCAGCCAGGACGAUGCAACCGGUCCACCACUUGAACCACGGGCCGCCGCUCCACAGCCACCAGUACCCGCACUCGAACCACGGCAGCGCGAUGCCGCCUAGCAUGGGAACUUCGGUAAACGACGCAUUAAAGCGAGAUAAAGACUCCAUUUAUGGACACCCGCUCUUUCCUCUUUUAGCACUGAUUUUUGAGAAGUGUGAGCUGGCGACUUGUACACCUCGGGAGCCGGGAGUAGCGGGCGGCGAUGUGUGUUCUUCCGAGUCUUUCAACGAAGACAUUGCUGUGUUCGCCAAACAGAUCCGAGCGGAAAAACCUCUUUUUUCUUCCAACCCAGAGCUGGAUAAUUUGAUGAUCCAAGCGAUACAAGUGUUAAGGUUCCACCUUUUAGAAUUAGAGAAGUGUGUGUGUGUGUGUGUGUGUGUGUGUGUAUAUUUGUCUACAUCUACUUUGGUGAGUGGUCAGCUCUCAGUUCCUUUAUCAGUGUCCUUUCCCCUCCUCCAGACUUGGAACAGAGACCACGAUGACACAGCGUCGACACGGUCGGGGGGGACCCCCGGACCCUCGAGUGGGGGCCACACAUCACACAGCGGGGACAACAGCAGUGAACAAGGGGACGGAUUGGACAACAGUGUAGCAUCACCGAGCACAGGAGAUGACGAUGACCCAGACAAGGAAAAAAAACGGCAGAAAAAACGAGGCAUCUUCCCAAAAGUAGCAACAAACAUCAUGCGGGCCUGGUUGUUCCAACACCUGACACAUCCGUACCCUUCAGAAGAGCAGAAGAAGCAACUGGCUCAAGAUACGGGAUUAACCAUUCUGCAAGUCAACAACUGGUUUAUAAAUGCCAGAAGAAGGAUAGUCCAGCCCAUGAUAGACCAAUCUAAUCGAGCAGUGAGUCAAGGUGCCCCUUACAACCCCGAUGGGCAGCCGAUGGGAGGUUUUGUGAUGGACAGCCCGCAACAUGGCAUCAGGCCACCUGGAUUACAAGGGAUGGCAGGAGACUACGUAUCUCAGGGUGGUCCAAUGGGUAUGAGCAUGGCGCAGCCAAGUUACACCUCUCCCCAGAUGCCCCCUCACCCUGCCCAGUUACGACACGGACCUCCCAUGCAUCCCUAUAUCCCUGGACACCCGCACCACCCAGCGAUGAUGAUGCACGGAGGUCCACCAACCCAUCCUGGGAUGCCCAUGACCGCAUCUAGUCCCACCAUGCUGAACCCUGGAGACCCGACCAUGGCCGGCCAAGUCUUAGACAUUCAUGCCCAGUAGCACAUGGGCCCAGCGCAGAGACUAAUCGCCGCGCCCUGAGAUGGGACCUCUGUUCUCUACACACCUUCCGUUGGACCAAACUCAAUCCCAACUCUUCCACGCGGAUCCUGAACGCUCCAACCAAGAGUCGACUCCUCAACGCUACUGUAGAUUCACGUGGGAUGAUUAAAGAGAGGACCGUGCUAAUUUGAACCUGUCUGUGACCCUGGGACAUAUGGCUUCCUCAACAAACAACUAUGAGUGUGUGUCGGCUCCAAUCUCCUUCAAAACUCUCCUUUUGAGCGCAAAGAAAACCCCAACAAGAACCAGCCUUACAGAGAUGACUGAGAAUGGUUAUUAUGAGGAUUUUGUUAUCGGUACAAUAUUAACUAGGUCGGCCGAGAAGAUGGCUGUCACCCAGACUCUUGCCCACGGCAUGAAUUACCAUGUCUGAUUAAUUCACUCAUCAUAUUUGAAUUGACUUGAACAGAUGUAAACGGGGAAAAGGAUGGGGGGGGGAGUGGGUGGGGGGGGAAAUCCCUGCAGCCAUCAACAACAAUUAAUCAGCUGUUAAGUGUCUUAAGGAGCAAGUGGAUAAAAGCAAAAGGCAGUCUUCUGUAGACCGAGAACUGCCACACGCACACACACGCACACACACGCACGCACACACGCACACACACACGCACACACACACAC